Molecule: messenger RNA, 717 nt
Organism: Paraglomus occultum
Lineage: Eukaryota; Fungi; Glomeromycota; Glomeromycetes; Paraglomerales; Paraglomeraceae
Source: the annotation of a GenBank genome assembly
AUGAGACUUUACGAAACAGAAUUAGAAACUGCUUCGCAGAAUAGCCUGAUACAAUCGGGUUCGCAUGUAAGCAAUUUCAGCUCUAUGGUCUAUUCUAAUCUUUACACGAUUGGUAAAAAUCAGCACAACGUUUUUAAAAUUGAGCGUACUACUCGUAAGUUUAUUGUUCCCAGCGCGCAAAAUUUAAUUAUUGGAAGACCUCAUUUUAUAACCUUACCAAUACUAAAUAGCAUGUACGCCUCAUUUCCUCUUGUUAAUGUCAACAACAAUAUCUAUGCACGUGCGUCGAUGGAACCUUAUUCUUAUAUGAUUACAACUGAAAUAGAGAAGUCAAGUAUGACAUUACUCGAUGUAAUAACUGGCUUAGGAGGCCUAUAUUCUUUAAUUGUAGCCUUCUACGGACUGUUAUACGGUUCUAAAGCCAUAGUGCCUUGGGGUUAUGUUCAACGAAUAAAUUUAAAUUUUGUAGGUUGUAAUGUCCGUAAACUAGUUCGCGAAAAGUUGGACCCAAUCGUUGUAUGGGUCGAACGUCACAAAGACGAUCCAGAUGAAAACGUAAAAAAGACCGGUUUAACUGAGAAUGCUGUAGAUGUACUUUCAAACAAGAUUAAUGAGAUUGAAAGAAGGCAAGAAGCUUUGGAACUUUUUUUGCAGAAUUAUGUUGUGGAUAUGACUUUUUGUGAUAAGCGCGUAUUCACUCGUGAUACUAAUGAUUAA